Molecule: messenger RNA, 671 nt
Organism: Myotis lucifugus (little brown bat)
Lineage: Eukaryota; Metazoa; Chordata; Mammalia; Chiroptera; Vespertilionidae
Gene: WNT4
Product: Wnt family member 4
Exons: 5
Coding region: 171-671 (166 amino acids)
Biological process (GO): neuron differentiation; cell fate commitment; canonical Wnt signaling pathway
Cellular component (GO): extracellular region
Molecular function (GO): frizzled binding; cytokine activity
Source: RefSeq, a predicted model, not a curated record
GCUUCUGCCGCUGCUGUCGGUUCUAGUCCUUGAGCCACAAUGUCUCCACCAACGGCUUUGAAAUCAGGCAAAACCAGGUUCGAGUCCCGGCUCCACCUCUCACUACCUGUGAUUUUGCGCACAAGGCGAAUUGCUUGACCUGUCUGUGCCCCAGUGUCCUCCUCUCUGAAAUGAGAGCUUGUUGUCCGGCUGAGAGGCUAGAUGCAAUAAUGUACCUGGCCAAGCUGUCCUCGGUGGGGAGCAUCUUGGAGGAGGAGACGUGCGAGAAGUUCAAGGGCCUGAUCCAGCGGCAGGUGCAGAUGUGCAAGCGGAACCUGGAGGUGAUGGACUCGGUGCGCCGCGGCGCCCAGCUUGCCAUCGAGGAGUGCCAGUACCAGUUCCGGAACCGGCGCUGGAACUGCUCCACGCUCGACUCCCUGCCCGUCUUCGGCAAGGUGGUGACGCAAGGGACUCGGGAGGCGGCCUUCGUGUACGCCAUCUCUUCAGCAGGUGUGGCCUUCGCGGUGACGCGGGCGUGCAGCAGUGGGGAGCUGGAAAAGUGCGGCUGUGACCGGACAGUACACGGGGUCAGCCCCCAGGGCUUCCAGUGGUCAGGAUCAAGGGAACAGACCACGUACAACCGUGGAGCAGGGCCAGACUCUACUCCCAUCAGCAACUACCUGUCCCCCUAG